Owenia fusiformis is the source of this 8716-nucleotide messenger RNA. The record is from the annotation of a GenBank genome assembly. NCBI's taxonomy places the organism in Eukaryota, Metazoa, Annelida, Polychaeta, Sabellida, Oweniidae.
AGAUAGAGCAUGGAGUUAGCCCACAGUCUUUUACUGAAUGAAGAGGCCCUGAAGAGGAUCUCAGACAAUAAGAGACCAGUGUUUAUAUAUGAAUGGCUGAGAUUCCUGGACAAAGUACUUAUUGCUGCACAAAAAUCUGAUAUCAAACACAGUCAGAAGCAGCUUGUCGUACAAUUAACCACUCAGAUUAGUGAAAGUCCCGGCCCCCCUACCCGGAAACUCCUCGCUCGUUGCUUAGCAACACUCUUCAGUGUUGGAGAUACGACUGCAUUGUUUGAAACCAUCAACAAAUGCAAUGAUAUUGUUCGCAACAAAGAUGACUCUCCUAGCUAUCUUCCAACUCGUCUGGCUGCAGUGGCUUGCAUUGGUGGAAUGUAUGAGAGGCUGGGCCGCAUGGUGGGAAGAUCAUACGAGGAAACAAUUAGCCUGCUAAUCAAAGCUUUGAAAAAUGCAGAGUCGCAGGGUAGAUCUGAGAUCAUGCUUACACUUGAGAAGGUUGUGUGUGGCCUUGGCAGCGCAGGAAGCUCAUGCUAUAAGGAUAUAUACAAGGCUGCCAGGAAUUGCCUCACAGAUCGCUCCAUGAAUGUACGGUGUGCAGCUGCUAAGGUAAUGCACCAGUUGGUUAUUGAGGCACCUUUCAUGUACACCACAGAGUUGGACAAUGUCGUCUCUCUGUGUCUGAGGGCACUCGAUGGCUCCAAUUAUGAUGUCAGAUGUGUUGUUGGCAAAAUGCUUGGACUUGUUAUAGCAAACACACAGAAUCCUAAGUUGAUUAAAGCUGCUAAAGGACGAGAGCUAAAGCUUACAGAUGUGUUGAACAUAUUGGCCAAUGGCUUUGUGAAGGGAGGAACUGGGUUCUUAAAGGGAACGGGAGAGAUGAUCAAAGGGACUGGGAAUGUGAACAGAGAGAUUAGAGUUGGUGUAACACAUGCAUAUCUUGAGUUCCUGAAGUGUAUGGGUGGUCUUUGGCUCGAGAGAAACAUCUCAGAAUUCUUGACUCACGUUGUGUACCUUGUUGCUAACCCUCGGGCCACCCCAACACAUGUGGAUGCUGUAUAUGCCAGAAAAUGUGUUCAGUUCAUCCUUAGGAAUGCUAUCGGGGGCCAGUUGAGUGAAAAGGCCCAGAUUGCUGCUGCAAGAGAGAUCAGUCAGAUGAUUGUCAAGGAGAUGAAUGCCACUGCAGAGGUAGAAAAGCCUAUAGGGGAGUCCAGUGGCCACCAUGUGAUAGUGUGUUGUCUACAUGAACUGGGAAGCCUUGUACAGAGUCUUGGGACCUCAGCUUCUCCUCUAGUCAAUGAACCAGCUACAGGCAUCAUUGAGCCAGUAGUAUCAGUUCUGAUCCACCACAGUUCUGCAGCAAGACUGACAGCUGCCUGGUGCCUAAGAUGCAUAGCUGUAGCCCUACCCUCCCAACUGACCCCCCUCCUAGACCGCUGCAUGAGUAGAAUGACACAGCUGAAAUCAUCCCCUGAGGCUGUGACUGGGUACAGCUUUGCCAUAGCAGCUCUCCUUGGUGGUGUCUAUAUGUGUCCACUUGGAAUACCACAUGCUAAAGGAAAGCAAAUAUUUGGAAUAGCCGAGGAGCUUCUGCGAACAGCCUCCCAGAAUAGUAGAUUGUCCCUGCAGCGUACUAUGUCAGGUUGGCUCCUACUGGGGGCCUUCAUGAGCCUAGGUCCAGCAGUGGUAAAGAAUCACCUUCCCAGAAUGUUGCUUCUCUGGAAGAACUCAUUCCCACGCUCCAGUAAAGAACUGGAGUCGGAGAAAGCCAGAGGGGACGCCUUCACCUGGCAGGUCACCCUAGAGGGGAGAGCUGGAGCUCUGAGUUCAAUGAAGAAUUUUAUCCGAAAUUGUCCAGAAUUAGUGACGGAAGAUGUGACGAGGAGACUGCUGUCACCUCUACAGUGUGCUCUUAAACUUAUGGAGCACAUCCCUAGUCUGAUCAAACACUAUGGUGCCCACCUAAAGGCCUGUGCUGCCAUGGUCCGACUGAGACUCUAUGAUGUACUAUCCCUAUUACCACCUAAGACAUAUGAAGGAUUAUUUAGUGAUUUGCUACGAGAAUUGGUGGCAGAAUUCACACUCACUGAUAAUCCAGCGAACACAACAACAUCAAUGCUACGUGCAAUGUGUCACCAUGACGACAGCGUUAUCCUAGGGUCAUGGUUGGAGGAGACUGACCACAAGGCUAUCGAAGACCAGUUGCAGCCCAACAGUGCGUCUGGGUCUGGUGCCUUAGAACACGAUGCAACGUCCCUCUACACAAGAAUAACCUCUGGUGACCCAGUACCUGGACCUCUGCCACUAGGUGUCGCUGUCAUAGAUGGCUCUGUCACGCUGUUUGGGUUUGUGUUUCCCAGAGUUCCUCACAAACAUCGCCUUCAGAUGCUAGAGCAUUUCAGUGAGUGCAUCAAACAGGCCAAGUCAACGCGGCAACAAGCCAUGCAGAUGAACAUAUUUGCUGCAGUGAUAUCAGCCUUGAAGGGUCUUGCUGACAAUAAGAUUGGCUUUGGGCAACUGGAGGUCAGAAAAGCUGCAGUUAAUCUUGUCCUGGGUGCCCUGGGCAGUAACAAUCCCAUACUAAGAUGUGCUGCAGGAGAGGCUAUAGGAAGACUUGCCCAAGUGGUAGAAGACAACAGAUUCAUUGCAGAGAUGGCUCAGUAUAGCUUUGACAAACUAAAGUCAGCUAGAGAUGUAGUGACCCGCACUGGUCAUUCCCUGGCUCUAGGGUGCUUACAUAGAUACGUAGGGGGUAUGGGAGCAGGACAACAUCUCAACACUAGUGUCAGUAUACUCUUAGCACUGGCACAGGAUACCACCUCUCCCAUUGUUCAGGUGUGGUCUUUACAUGCCCUAGGCUUGAUAGCUGACUCUGGGGGACCUAUGUACAGAGGCUAUGUAGAACCUUCACUGUCUUUGGUGCUACAGUUACUACUUAGUGUACCACCCUCCAACAUAGAUGUUCAUCAAUGCCUUGGCAAAUGUCUUGCUGCCCUUAUUACGACUAUAGGACCAGAAUUACAAGGUAACACAAGCUCCAUAUCAACAGCUAGGAUGUCAUGUUUGGUUUGCUGUGCCAUCAUGCAGGAUCAUCCAGAUUCACAAGUACAGGCUGAGGCCAUAUCCUGUCUACAACAGCUACACAUGUUUGCCCCUAGACAUGUCAAUCUCAGCACACUGGUGCCACAUUUGUGUGAAACACUGAAAAGUUCUCACCUCCUUUUGAGAAGAGCUGCAGUUGCGUGUCUCCGUCAACUCUCCCAAAGAGAGGCUAAAGAAGUGUGCGAACAUGCCAUGACGCUACUCCCAGAAAAGAAAGAAGAUCGGGCAGAUGCAAUUAUCACAGAAACUGGCCUAGAGGGCGCUCUGUUCAGACUUUUAGAUACUGAGAAUGAUAAAAAGUUGAUCUCUGAUCUAAAAGAUACUUUAGUCAGUAUGUUACAGACACUUGCAGGGGAUAACUUAGGCAGGUGGAUUCUCCUGCUGAAGGAUGUCCUCCAAGCAACAUCAGAGGCCCUUACUCCAACUGAAGAGGCUGGUGGUGUGGAGAAAGAUGACGAUGAUGAUGAUGCAGUCAUACAGAUUCAGUCCAACAAGGAAGAUGAGUCAAAACCAACAAUUGCACCAAGGUGGCCUACAAGGGUAUUUGCCACAGAGUGUCUUCAGAGGAUUCUUACAGUCUGUGAACAAGAUGAUACGCAUGUUAAUCUGGCAACUGCUAGAGACCAGAAACAAUCUAAUGCUAAAGCUGACUUCUUGGUUUUACAUCUGUCUGAGUUAGUGAGGAUGGCAUUCAUGGCCUCCACAUCUGAUAGUGACAGUCUCAGAUUGGCCGGCCUGGCAGCCUUGCAGGAUAUUAUUGUGAAGUUUGCCAAGGUUCCCGAACCUGAGUUUCCAGGUCAUGUGAUCCUUGAGCAGUAUCAAGCCCAGGUUGGUGCUGCGUUGAGGCCUGCUUUCUCACCUGACACAGCGUCUGAUGUCACUGCCACAGCUUGUGAGGUAUGUAGCACAUGGAUUGGUAGUGGUGUGGCCAGAGACUUGAAUGAUCUGCGUAGGGUUCACCAACUCCUAGUAUCAUCCCUAGCCAAGCUGAAGACAGGCAAAGGAAACUCACAGUUGUAUAGUGAGAGUGCCUCCACGAUGGAGAAGCUGGCAGUUUUAAAAGCAUGGGCUGAGGUUUACAUUGAAGCAAUGGACCAAGAGAAGGAGCGCCUUGCCAACAAGGACACAGCCCCCAAGGUUAACCAGGAUGAAGAUGAAGAUUUCCAGGAGUACCAGAGGGAAAGCUUAUUGAGCCUUGUACAGAAUGAACUUGGACAACUCAGCCAGCAUUGGCUAGGGGCAUUGAAAGACCACGCUCUCUUAUCUCUUCCACAAGAGUUCUCCAGUCAAUUGCCUGCAGAAGGAGGAGCAUUCUACCAUGCUGAGUCUAAAGACUCUGCCAGGUCUCACUACAAGAAAUCCUGGGCCCCUAUCUUGUAUGCUGUGUCCCUUUGGCUCAGCGAGACUGGGUUCAUAGGUGGACCUGGGGAUAAGACACCCGAUUUACCUGCUAAUAUGAAACCAGAGGAGGUGAAUGGGGAUAGAUUCUAUCUUCUGUUAGGAAUAAGCAUAGAAGCACUGUGUAGUCCUACAUCGACUCAACCAAUAGAAGUGGUAACCCUAUGCUUGAAGGCCCUCAGUGUAUUACUGGGUAAACAGUGGCCUAGGAAGAAACUUGGUGCUGAUCAGUCUCUUGGUAUAGAACUACUUAAUGUGUUGCACAGACUGCUGUUGACACGUGAGAAUGUGAAGACCCACCUGUUGGUGAUGGAAGUCGUACAACAAGUAAUUGUAUCAAUACAAGAGUCACUGGAUGAACAGAACUCCAUUGACAUAGGAGACGAUCCAGAAAUAACACCAACAGAGAAUGGUGAAUCAGAUCCAGCACCAGGUACAACCAAACUAGAAGAGAAACCAGUUCUUGGUGACGGAGGAUCAACGGGUGAAAUAAUACCUGGAAAAUCUGCAGUGUUCGCUGCUCUAGAGGUCUGUCUGUGCGUCCUUAUUCGUCAGAUACCUGUAUUGAAUCCAUCACUUCCAAAUACAGGAUUUCAGACAACUACACGUCAAGUGAAAUUGACGGAGGAUGGGAGUAAGCUGGUGUCGUCUGCUCUCACAGUGAUGGCUGAUCUACCACAGCUGUGUUCUCCUAAAGGGACAGUAUCAAUACUACCUACUGUGCUAUUCCUUACAACGAAUGUGGUUAGAGAACUGGCAGCCAAAUCUGCUGACAUGACCCCCGUGUCCAGUGCAGUUACGACUGCCCUCCAGAGUCUGCGUACUCUCUGCUCCUCCCCCAUGACUACUAACCCACAGGUUGGGGGUGAAUGGGUGCAGAUGCUCCAGAGUGCCAUGGCAACCGUUAUUGAAUUUUCAAAACCUGGUGCUGUAUUAAAACUUGCCCAAAGUUGCCAUGACCCCAGUGAGGACAGACCAGGGUUGGAUGACACAACAUCCCUACUGACACUAGCUGUCUUUAUCACCUCCAGUCCAAAAGAGGUCUCUUGUGUCCCUAAUCUACAGGCGCCAUCUAUAGAAAUGUUUAACCAAGCUUGGACAACUGAAAAUCAACAAAUAAAAUUAAAAUGUUUACAAACGCUGACAUCUAUAUUCCAACGCACAGAGAAGACUGUAUCGACUAUAUACAUACAUAGCCUAACUCCUAUGAUCCUAGAGUGGCUUACGACUGUGGGGGCUAAAAGGCCAACCACAGAACUAGAAAUGGCAUUGGUCUUGGAAGGUGUCAAGAUGAUGGAGGCUUUAAUAGCAGUAGCUGAGAAUGACUUACGUAUACAUAUGGUAAUGAUAUUUGUGCCAACGAUGAUCUCGUACCUUCUAGACCAUACGCAGCUCCCUAAGGCCACCAAGCUAUCCAGAGCCCUACACGAUUGUGCUUUACAAAAACUCAUGACAUUUGGACCCCAGUAUCCUAAUGAAUUCAGAACAUUGAUGGGUUCUAGCCCUGAGCUACGGGCACGUUUAGAGACUGCUAUCAAAGCCAAAAAUGCAGCUGAUAUAGCAAGGAAAAAUGAAAUAGCCAAACCUGUGUCAACAGGCCCUGUUAAACCCGCUAUUAAGCUUAAGAUGGAUUUCAGCAACUUUAGCGGAUAAAUUAAUUAAUAAUUUUUAAAUACAUGUGUGGAAUUUUAGCUAUGAUGCUGUGGAUAGAAUUGGAUCAUAUUUGACUCGGCAGCAGUAUUGGAAAGCCCAAAUGAGCUACUGAAAGAGAUUUGUCCCAGGAUUAUUAUAUGGAAUAAGUAUUACAAGACAAGGUCAUUCGUCUAUGUGUUUAUCUUGGAGCACUUACUGAAGUAGAACCAAUUAUUGUGUUACACCCUCCUACCUUUAUUCUGUUUUUACGUAAAACAUGACAAUACAAGAAAUAGAGAGUAGGAGGUGUAUCACAAAUGAACGAAAUAUGAUGCGUUUAAUUUUUAAUUUUUAGGACUCAAUGAGUGCUAACAGAAUAUAUUCUGGAUCUAGUUAGCUUGAGAAAUGAGGAAAACAAUUAGUGAAUAAUUAGUACUUUCAUACUACAGGGGUCAUUUUUCCCAAAAAGCCUAUUGAAAAUUCAACCCAAACAAAAUCUAAAUUCAAUAGGAUUAAUGUUUUGAUUGAAAGAAAUACUUUUGUUUUUUGAUUGUAAUAAGAAUACCAAUAGAGCUGUGGAAACCAAAAAUGUUAAAAAAGUAGUGAAUAAAGUUAUAAAGUGUAAAUUCUUGUCAGAUUCUAGAUUUUAAAUGAUGCUUUAUAAUGAAGAUUAUUCAACCCAUUGCAGUGAUUGUAAAACUUACUGAAGCUUAUUUUGUGCAAUAUGGGGACUAGAGAAACUGAUGAAAUUCUAUAGAUUUUGAUAAAGAUGGUUCAUUCCCAUCAUACAUUAGCUUUACAUUUAAGAGACCUCCUUUGCAAUAUCUGUGUUGUGAAUCUGCCUGAUAAAUGAACAAAUAAGUGAAUGUAGUACAGUACAGUCUCAUGCAGAGCCUCAGGAAAGUCUCAAUUUCUUUGGCCAAUUCCUAUAUUUUCUUGUGACUCUGCACCAGGCUGAGUAUAUCAAAAUAAUAUUAUUAAUAUGUUGUAGGGUUGGACUGAUAUUACAGACAUUUCUCGUAGAAUUUCAAUUUUGUUUUUUUAUAUAAAACUAUUAAAUUGCUCAAUUCAGAACUACAUCUUUGAGUUUUUAAUGAUGACCUUUGUAAUAUAUAUAUAAAGACUAUAAUCCAACCCGUGCAUCAUUGAUAUAUCAAGCAUAAUGUAUUGUUAAUUUUGUAUCAAAAUUACAGACACUGUAGAAUAAGUUUACUUUCAGAUUUUAUAUGAAUUUGUUCAACCUUGUUGGAGUUUAUGUUGAUCAUUCUUAAAAUGUAAAAUCUAACGUCAAAGUUGCAUUGUUUACCAAAUAUGGCGAUGAACAGAUGAACAAAAAAUACAAUUCGACAGGUCUGUCUAUAUACAAACAAACAAACAAGUCUGUAUAUGAACAAACGACUUUCAAUUUUUACUCGUACAUCAGUUUAUGUGUUACACCCCUUUAGUCGUGUUUUGUUGUCCCCACAAAACUCCCAGGAUUCCUUGCCAAUCCUCUAGCUUUCUUCACGUUGAGUGAUCGAUUCUGAUUAAAUGAAUUAACAGCCAUUUAUGUUGGCAGUAACAUGAACCAUCCUUUGGUCAUUGCUUUGAAUGCACUGGAGGAACUGUUGCUGAAGAAUCUUGAAGGAAUCAUCAUUUCCAAUCUUCCUUGAUAAAACACCAUAAUUUGGAAACUGAACAUAUGGGGUGGAACAUAGACUAGAUGUUAGAUUUAUCAUGUUUUAAAGAUUAAUUCCAUAUUGUUUUAGAGGGAAAGAUAUGCCACUAUCACUGUUUUAAAUCAUGUAUGAGCAAGGUACUUUAUGUUUAUGUUCUGUUACUGUUACUUUUUAUCUGCUGGUAGAAUAUUCUGUUAUAAAAUACAUGGAAAGAUGAGAUAUUGAAUCAAACAUUAGUCACUCUUGAACAAUAAGAAAUUUAGAUGUAUUAUACUAGAAGUCUGUUUUGAAUAAAUCAUUAUAAAAUGUUAUCAUGGUUAUUGCUAUGGCGAAAUUAUAAAAGAAUAAUAGAUUUCAUAAAAAAUGAUUUUUGAAUUUCUCUUGAGAUAGUGAUCAGUGUUUGACCCAAUAUCUAAAGACUAAAAGGAAAUGUCUGAGAGUGUUCUUUGAAUAUAAAUUGUGAUAAAUGUAUAUGUGAAAGUGGAGAGAUAUAAGGUAGUAUAUAACGAGCUAUAGUAUAGCUGUUGUUGGAGUUGUAUCAUGCAAGCAAACAUGAGCUUGGUUGAUAUUUGAAAUUUGUGCUUGCUUACAUAAUAUACCUAUUGUUGAGGAAUUUAUGUGCUGUUGCAUCACUGUAAGUGUUGGCUUAUGUAGCAAUGAACCUUCCACUUGGAGAGUGUUUAGAACAUGAUUAAGUGAAAGCUGAUGUUAAAUGAUUGAUUUAUAAAGCUGGAGAAGUGUUAUUCAAUGACUUUUAAAUGUUUUAUAUGUCUCUGCUUCAACUUCAAGACUAUUUCCCAUUUAAUCUCUGAAACCAGAAAAUGAAAAGACAUUGAUGAAAGUCUUGAUACAAGAUUGAUUGAUAUUUUACAAGCUUCAUGUUACACUUGUAUUUUGCUUCAUCUGUUUUAACUGAUAAAAUACGCUUA